CAGCGUGUUGCGGAGAAGACGGAGGAAGAUGGCGGGGUCCAAGGUGAAGCAGGACAUGCCUCCUGCAGGAGGCUAUGCUUCGUUUGACUAUAAGAGAAAUCUGCCGAAACGAGGACUGUCAGGAUAUAGCAUGUUUGGCAUUGGGAUUGGCAUCAUGGUGUUUGGUUACUGGAGGCUUUUCAGCUGGAACAGAGAAAGGAGGCGCCUGCAGAUCGAGGAGAUGGAAGCCAGGAUAGCUCUGAUGCCUCUGCUGCAGGCAGAGCAAGACCGAAGGUCCUUAAGGAUGCUGAGGGAGAAUCUAGAAGAGGAGGCGGUUCUCAUGAAGGACGUUCCUGGUUGGAAGGUUGGUGAGAGUGUCUUCCACACAGACCGCUGGGUCUCCCCUCUGUCAGAGGAGCUGUUCAACCUGCGGCCCCGCGAGGAGCUCCUGCACAAGCGUUUCGGCUUCUUGUGGUACGUGUAAGGACCACCAGGACCUCAGUUCAGCUUGUAAAUGUUCUAUAAUAAAGUAUCUUUUUUCUGUACCUCA
Messenger RNA from Anarrhichthys ocellatus (wolf-eel), 529 nucleotides. RefSeq names its product NADH:ubiquinone oxidoreductase subunit A13 (gene ndufa13). Gene Ontology annotation, cellular component: respiratory chain complex I. The coding region runs from base 29 to 463 and encodes 144 amino acids. Lineage: Eukaryota; Metazoa; Chordata; Actinopteri; Perciformes; Anarhichadidae. The record is from RefSeq and is a predicted model, not a curated record. The transcript has 5 exons.